AGGGAGGAGGGGAGCGGAGGGAAGGCGGGCCCUCGGCUGCGAGCGAGCGAGCGGGGGGAGGGGAGGGGAGAGCCCGGGCUGGAGUUGGUGCUGGGAAACCCGGGGCUCAUGUUGACAACAGGCUCCAGGUGGAAUAUUGGAAGUUUUCCGUUUUGCUUGAAAACCUUUUGAACAAUAUUUGGCCAGUUAUUAAAGCUAUGGAUUUAUGAAAAGAGAUUGUCCUGGGUCACAUAAUGCCAGCUGAGCGUAAAAAGUCAGCAAGUAUGGAAGAAAAAGAUUCUUUACUAAACAACAAGGAAAAAGACUGCGGUGAAAGGCGACCAGUAAGCAGUAGGGAGAAACCAAAAGACGAGAUCAAGCUCACUGCCAAGAAGGAGGUUAUUAAGGUCCCUGAAGAGAAAAAGAAGAAACUGGAAGAAGAUAAGCGAAAAAAAGAAGACAAGGAACGCAAGAGAAAAGAAGAAGAAAAGGUGAAGGUAGAAGAGGAGUUAAAGAAAAAAGAGGAAGAAGAAAAAAAGAAACAUGAAGAGGAAGAGAGAAAACAGCAAGAAGACGAGGCAAAACGACAGCAAGAGGAAGCAGCGGCCCAGAUGAAAGAGAAAGAAGAAUCCCUUCAGCUUCAUCAGGAAGCUUGGGAACGACAUCAGCUAAGGAAGGAACUUCGUAGCAAAAACCAAAAUGCUCCAGAUAACCGACCGGAGGAAAACUUCUUUAGCCGGCUGGACUCGAGCUUGAAGAAAAAUACUGCUUUUGUGAAGAAACUAAAAACUAUUACGGAACAGCAGAGAGACUCCUUGUCUCAUGACUUCAGUGGCCUGAAUCUGAGCAAGUACAUUGCCGAGGCCGUGGCGUCCAUCGUGGAGGCCAAGCUGAAGAUCUCCGACGUGAACUGUGCCGUGCACCUGUGCUCUCUCUUCCACCAGCGCUACGCCGACUUUGCCCCAUCCCUCCUGCAGGUCUGGAAGAAGCAUUUUGAAGCAAGGAAAGAGGAGAAAACCCCGAAUAUCACCAAGUUAAGAACCGAUCUGCGUUUUAUUGCAGAAUUGACAAUAGUUGGGAUUUUCACUGAUAAGGAAGGGCUUUCCUUAAUCUAUGAACAGCUAAAAAAUAUUAUUAAUGCUGAUCGAGAAUCCCAUACUCACGUGUCUGUGGUUAUCAGCUUUUGUCGACAUUGUGGCGAUGACAUUGCUGGGCUUGUACCAAGGAGAGUGAAGAGCGCUGCAGAGAAGUUUAAUUUGAAUUUUCCUCCUGGUGAGAUAAUCAGUCCAGAGAAACAGCAGCCUUUCCAGAACCUUUUAAAAGAAUACUUUACGUCUUUGACCAAACACCUGAAAAGGGACCACAGGGAGCUACAGAAUACUGAGAGACAAAACAGGCGUAUUCUGCAUUCUAAAGGGGAGCUAAGUGAAGACAGACACAAACAGUAUGAAGAAUUUGCCAUGUCUUACCAGAAGCUGCUUGCAAACUCUCAGUCCUUAGCAGAUCUCUUGGAUGAAAAUAUGCCAGAUUUGCCUCAAGACAAGCCAACACCGGAGGAGCAUGGACCUGGAAUUGAUAUAUUUACUCCGGGGAAACCCGGAGAAUAUGACUUGGAAGGUGGGAUAUGGGAAGAUGAAGACGCUCGGAACUUUUACGAAAACCUUAUUGAUCUGAAGGCUUUUGUUCCUGCCAUCUUGUUUAAAGAUAAUGAAAAAAGUUGUCAGAGUAAAGAGUCGAACAAAGAUGAUUCUAAAGGAGAGGUGAAAGAAUCUAAGGAUAAUAAGGAGGUUACAAAUCCUGAUGAUUUGGAACUUGAAUUGGAGAACCUUGAAAUUAAUGACGACACUUUGGAGUUAGAGGGUGGAGAUGAAGCCGAAGAUCUCACAAAGAAGCUUCUUGAUGAGCAAGAACAAGAGGAUGAAGAAGCCAGCACUGGAUCUCAUCUCAAGCUCAUAGUAGAUGCUUUUCUCCAGCAGUUGCCCAACUGUGUCAACCGAGAUCUGAUCGACAAGGCAGCAAUGGACUUUUGCAUGAACAUGAACACAAAAGCAAAUAGAAAGAAGUUGGUACGGGCACUCUUUAUAGUUCCCAGACAAAGGUUGGACUUGCUACCAUUCUAUGCAAGAUUGGUUGCUACAUUGCAUCCCUGCAUGUCUGAUGUAGCAGAGGAUCUUUGUUCCAUGCUGAGGGGGGAUUUCAGAUUCCAUGUACGAAAAAAGGACCAGAUCAAUAUUGAAACAAAAAAUAAAACUGUUCGUUUUAUUGGAGAACUUACUAAGUUUAAGAUGUUCACCAAAAAUGACACACUCCAUUGUUUAAAGAUGCUUCUGUCCGACUUUUCCCAUCACCAUAUUGAAAUGGCGUGUACCCUACUGGAAACAUGUGGAAGAUUUCUUUUCAGAUCUCCAGAAUCACACUUGAGGACCAGUGUACUCUUGGAACAAAUGAUGAGAAAGAAACAAGCAAUGCAUCUCGAUGCAAGGUACGUCACGAUGGUGGAGAAUGCUUAUUACUAUUGCAACCCUCCCCCGGCUGAGAAAACGGUGAAGAAAAAGAGGCCUCCGCUCCAGGAGUAUGUCCGGAAACUGCUGUACAAGGACCUCUCCAAGGUCACCACUGAGAAGGUUUUGAGACAGAUGCGCAAAUUACCCUGGCAGGACCAAGAAGUGAAAGACUAUGUCAUUUGUUGUAUGAUAAACAUCUGGAACGUGAAAUAUAACAGCAUUCACUGUGUGGCCAACCUCCUGGCAGGGCUGGUGCUGUAUCAGGAGGAUGUUGGAAUACACGUUGUGGAUGGGGUUUUAGAGGAUAUUCGGUUAGGAAUGGAGGUUAAUCAGCCAAAAUUUAAUCAGAGACGUAUCAGCAGUGCCAAGUUCCUAGGAGAACUUUAUAAUUACCGAAUGGUGGAAUCAGCUGUUAUCUUUCGAACUCUUUAUUCCUUUACUUCGUUUGGUGUCAACCCUGAUGGCUCGCCGAGCUCGCUGGACCCUCCAGAGCAUCUCUUCCGAAUUCGACUAGUCUGCACUAUUUUGGACACCUGCGGCCAGUACUUCGACAGAGGCUCCAGCAAACGAAAACUUGAUUGCUUCCUUGUAUAUUUUCAGCGUUACGUUUGGUGGAAGAAAAGUCUGGAGGUUUGGACAAAAGACCACCCAUUUCCUAUUGACAUAGAUUACAUGAUCAGUGAUACUCUUGAGCUGCUUAGACCAAAGAUCAAGCUCUGCGAUUCUCUGGAAGAAUCCAUCAGGCAGGUGCACGACUUGGAACGAGAAUUCUUAAUAAAACUAGGCCUCGUAAAUGAUAAGGAUUCCAAAGAUUCGAUGCCAGAAGGGGAGAACCUUGAUGACGAUGAGGAAGAAGAGGAGGGAGGAGCUGAAACGGAGGAGCAGUCUGGGAACGAGAGUGAAGUGAACGACCCGGAAGAAGAGGAGGGUUCUGAUAACGACGAUGAUGAAGGAGAGGACGAAGAGGAGGAGAACACAGAUUACCUUACAGACUCCAAUAAGGAGAAUGAAACUGAUGAAGAGAAUACGGAGGUAAUGAUUAAAGGAGGUGGACUUAAACAUGUGCCGUGUGUGGAAGAUGAAGACUUCAUUCAAGCUCUGGAUAAGAUGAUGCUAGAGAAUCUCCAGGUACAACGGAGUGGUGAGUCUGUUAAAGUGCACCAGCUGGAUGUCGCCAUUCCCUUGCACCUCAAAAGCCAGCUGAGGAAAGGGCCCCCCCUUGGUGGGGGGGAGGGAGAGGCGGAGUCUGCAGAUACGAUGCCGUUUGUCAUGCUAACAAGAAAAGGCAAUAAGCAGCAGUUCAAGAUCCUUAAUGUCCCCAUGUCUUCCCAACUUGCUGCGAAUCACUGGAAUCAACAGCAGGCGGAGCAAGAGGAGAGGAUGAGAAUGAAGAAGCUCACUCUCGACAUCAACGAACGGCAGGAGCAGGAAGAUUACCAAGAGAUGUUGCAGUCUCUCGCCCAGCGCCCGGCUCCAGCCAACACCAACCGGGAGCGGCGGCCUCGCUACCAACAUCCCAAGGGAGCACCUAAUGCGGAUCUAAUCUUUAAGACUGGCGGGAGGAGACGCUGAUCCGGCAGCACGUGUCAUUCCAUUAGGUCCUGUAUCUGAUGUUGUGGAUAGUGGAGUCCUCCAGCAAUGGAAUGAGCAGUGGACACAUCUCAGCAUGGCGGUCUAGAGAGUUGCGAGUCUAAACCUGGGACAGGCUGGGGCCAUGAGGCGGGAACAGCAGCCUCGCCAACACCGGAACAAGCCGAGGCUUCCAGACGAGGCACACGGCCUUUUGAAAUGGAAAUCAUGUGAGGGUUAAUCUUCUCUCGAGAGUGGCCGUCGGGAAUGAGAUGGUUCACUCCACACCUGCGCAGUUCCACCACGCGUCAGUGAGAUGACUUGAGUCGGAGAAGAAACAGUUGUGAUGGGAAUGGCAUGGGGGAAGUGAACCUGAGUUUACACUUGAUCUGAGUUACAGCGUCUCUGAAUCAAACAUCCCGUGUUGGAAGAAGAUACAUUUGGGGGCUCCAGGACUACAGUAGAAAAGCAUAGAGCAAGCAGUCAAACCUUCUAGCAAAAACUUACAUGCAGGACAACAAAAGUGAUGAAAGAUCUCCAAAUACUAGAUAAUCCGCCAGGAAGGCUUUCGUUUAGGAAUUGGUUUCAAGAGGAACAAGGGAUGAGGGAGGAAAAAAAAUCAGUUUCAUCUAUCAGAGUCAGUAAUACACAAUUGCCUACUAGGGUAAAGGAAAGAUGUGAAGACUAUUAGCAUACCAAGAGCGUGAGUUGAGAUGCUUAGGGAGGUGUGGUGCCAGCCUCAGCACAGGGAGUGGAGCCCCGCGUAAGUAUCAUUGAAACCAGCCGCCUGCCAGGCAGGGAGUCCGGAGCAGGGGCGCCGGGCAGCGAGGCGGGGGUCCGAAGACUGUGUUGACCUUCAUGGGUUUACAGCUCUGUCUCGAAACUAAGUAUGGAAAUAGUAGAGCUUUUAUUUUGCUUUCGUUUUUUUGUUUCUGUUUUUGUUUUGUUUCACCCCCACCCCACCUCACCCCCGCCCCACCCCCACUGGUAGAAACGGGGGUCCUUAGUCUGUCUCUGGAGAUGUUAAUUUAUUAGGAUAGCUGUCUUCCGUUGGCUUUCCCACAGGCACAGUACCUUUAGUUCAAGAGCACCUCUGGAGGCCACAACUUGAUUACAUCUAUUUUUCUUUCUAGCAAUUUUACAUUUUUUUUCUUUUACCAUGUUUCUGUUUCUGCAUGUAGAAUUAAAUAAGAAACAAAACCUGUAAAGUUGUAACAUUUCACAUGGAAAUGCUGCCCGAUCUUCACCAGCUUCAGAAAUCUGACCUUUGCCGAUGCUGCAAUAAAGUGUUGUAAUUUA
Molecule: messenger RNA, 5351 nt
Organism: Sorex fumeus (smoky shrew)
Lineage: Eukaryota; Metazoa; Chordata; Mammalia; Eulipotyphla; Soricidae
Gene: UPF2
Product: UPF2 regulator of nonsense mediated mRNA decay
Exons: 23
Coding region: 234-4055 (1273 amino acids)
Biological process (GO): nuclear-transcribed mRNA catabolic process, nonsense-mediated decay
Cellular component (GO): cytoplasm; exon-exon junction complex
Molecular function (GO): RNA binding; protein binding
Source: RefSeq, a predicted model, not a curated record